AUGUUGUUCAACUGCUAUGCAUGCAUAGAUUCUGGCAUUCAGGUGGAUCCGGUAAACUGUGACUGUAAGUCUCUACCUAACGAGCAAUGUUCCGCGAAUGCAUGUUUUGCGAAAGUGGAACUGUUUGCUGAUGAAUCAACAGCCAUUGUUCAGAAAGGUUGCAUAUCGGAUUUCCCAGCCGGACAGAGAGGCUGUCAAUAUGCUAGCAAUAUGGACACGAUACACUGCUUUUGUGAUCAAGACCAAUGUAACACUAGACAGAAGUUGGGCAGCUACAUUCCGUCGCGUCUUCCGUCCAUCGAAUGCUGUCAUUGCACUUCCCGUCAUGGUGAAGAUUGCGAUUCGGGAUGUUCAACAAAGUGUCGAGGAAACUACUGCGUUGUAGAUUUUGAUGGGAAAGAGCAGGGAUGUGGAUUAGGAUAUCCGAGACUACCAUCAUUUCUUCGCGUGGAUGAUUAUAUGGAUUAUGAAGGAGAUUAUUUGUGUACUAGAUAUGAAUCCAGUGCGUCCAACGUGAUGAAUGGUUGCGUGUGCACACACCCAUCUGGCCUCUGCAAUGAGUUCAAUAAAACCUUCAAUUAUCAGAAGAAACACGUGAUCGAGAGAAAGGAUGAAAACUUGCACUACUGUUAUGCAUUGAUGCACAAAGCAUACAAACCAUUUGGACAAGAAGUUUUCAAGAAAUCAUCAACAUGUGAAGGUCACUAUUGCUUUAUUUCUCUCACAACGUCCGAAAUUGUAUUAGAAAGCGCUGAUUUCAAACACAACUAUGAAGAUCAUGACGAAUUUGUUGGUGCUGCAAGACCUCGGUUUGAAUUACAAGCAGGAUGUGUGAAAGUGAAUGGAGACGAUAAAGUCCAAACUGGAUGUACUGUUGAAACACAAGGAAACAGUUCGGAGAUUCUCGCCAAGCAUUGCAUUUGCGAUAGCCAUCUGUGUAACUUUCACCAUUUGGUCCGAGGAACUGAAGAUCCACGGCCAAAAGCAGCUGUUCCCGGAGUGAAGCAGACGACGAGUCAGUUGAAUCCAGUUCGCUUGUACACUUCAAAUAAGGAAAUGGAUGAGAAUGACAUUCUUUCUGUGAUGAACGGAGCAACUUGGCCGACUGCGUUUGGAGCAUUAGUCGUAGUGGUGCUCAUUGUCUUAUAG
This is a messenger RNA of Caenorhabditis remanei, 1149 nucleotides long. RefSeq lists its product as uncharacterized. NCBI's taxonomy places the organism in Eukaryota, Metazoa, Nematoda, Chromadorea, Rhabditida, Rhabditidae. The record is from RefSeq and is a predicted model, not a curated record. The coding region runs from base 1 to 1149 and encodes 382 amino acids. The transcript has 9 exons.